Messenger RNA from Gossypium raimondii (Peruvian cotton), 1266 nucleotides. RefSeq names its product flavonol synthase/flavanone 3-hydroxylase. Gene Ontology annotation, molecular function: dioxygenase activity. The transcript is spliced from 3 exons. The record is from RefSeq and is a predicted model, not a curated record. Lineage: Eukaryota; Viridiplantae; Streptophyta; Magnoliopsida; Malvales; Malvaceae. Bases 135 to 1079 code for a protein of 314 amino acids.
CCAAUCACACCAAGACACAGUUGAAAAGACAAAAGUAGGUGGUUGAUUUUGGAGUUGCCAGAAUGGUGUCUUUAUAUACAAAAUGUCCUCCUGCCUGAGAGUGUCUCGAUUCAAAACAGAACUUGGUUUUACUUAUGGCAGAGCCCUUGAUUCCCACUGUAGAUCUCUCACCUUUCACCAAAAAUGAUGAAGAUGGCAAGAAAAAGGCCAUGGAAGUCAUUACCAAGGCGUGUUCCGAGUAUGGGUUCUUCCAAAUUGUGAACCAUGGUGUCCCCAUAAACUUGCUGCAACGAGCCCUGGAGCUCUCCAAAGUUUUCUUCGAGUAUCCUUCUGACGAGAAACUGAAAAGCAGUCCAGCCUCAAAUGCACCACUUCCUGCUGGUUACAACACACAGCCCCAACAAUCGCCUGACAAGAAUGAGUAUCUAUUGAUGUUUCCACCAGGAUCUACCUUCAAUGUUUUCCCUCAAAACCCACCUGAUUUCAAACGUGUGUUGGAAGAUGUUUUCUCCAAGUUGAGAGAAACAGGUCUACUUGUGGAGACGAUUGUGAAUCAGUGCUUGGGUCUCCCUCCUAAUUUCCUCAAAGAAUACAAUCAUGAUCGGAGCUGGGAUUUCAUGGUAGCACUUCGUUACUUCCCAGCUACUGAAUCUGAGAACAAUGGACUAACAGAACAUGAAGAUUCAAAUUGCAUCAGCUUGGUGUUCCAGGACGAAGCAGGUGGUUUAGAAGUUCGUAAGGAUGGGGAAUGGAUCCCUGUGAUCCCUGCAAAAGGCACAUUAGUGGUCAACAUAAGCGAUGUUAUUCAGGUAUUGAGCAACAAUAAAUUCAAAAGCGCGACACACAGAGUGGUGAGGCCUAAAGGAAGAAGCAGAUACUCUUUUGCUUUCUUCUAUAACUUGCAGGGAGAUAAAUGGGUUGAACCAUUGCCACACUUCACUAAAGACAUCGGCGAGUCACCCAAAUACAGAGGUUUUCAAUACAGUGAGUACUUGCAGUUGAGGCUGAGGAACAAGACUCAUCCUCCCACUACGCCUGAAGAUGAAAUCCGGAUCACCCAUUAUAAUAUUACUUCUUAACUCGAAUAAUCCACUUUCAUAUCUGUAUUUGUUUGCUUGAGGAUGAAAAAAAAUUAAGUUAUUUUUAUUUUAAAUGUUUCGAGUUUUAUAUUAUUUUAACUUGAGACGUUGAUUGGGUUUGUAUAACUAUUCACUUUUGGUUAUUUGGUUUGGUUCAAUAUAUUUAGAAUCCAUCACUUUUUAGUUA